Molecule: messenger RNA, 1357 nt
Organism: Myotis daubentonii (Daubenton's bat)
Lineage: Eukaryota; Metazoa; Chordata; Mammalia; Chiroptera; Vespertilionidae
Gene: CLDN12
Product: claudin 12
Cellular component (GO): plasma membrane
Source: RefSeq, a predicted model, not a curated record
CGCACUUCCUGGGACGCUGAGAGGGAGAUUCUUUGCGAGGCUCUUAGGUGUGGGCGAGUGAAAUGCCUUGGAUGUGAGACCCAGGCCAAGAUCAUUUCUACUCUUUGUUCAGAUGUGCAUAUAUUCUAAAUUGAUUAAAGUUGUUUUAGAACUAUCAAGUACCUCAAAGAUCUGACCGGCAGUACUGCGCAAGCCUGCCUGCCAUGGGCUGUCGGGACGUCCAUGCAGCCACAGUGCUCUCCUUCCUGUGUGGCAUCGCCUCAGUAGCAGGCCUCUUUGCGGGGACUCUGCUUCCCAACUGGAGAAAAUUGCGACUGAUCACAUUCAACAGAAAUGAGAAGAACCUGACUGUUUACACAGGCCUGUGGGUGAAGUGUGCCCGAUACGACGGGAGCAGUGACUGCCUGAUGUACGACACUACUUGGUACUCAUCAGUUGACCAGCUGGACCUGCGGGUCCUCCAGUUUGCCCUGCCCCUCAGCAUCCUGAUCGCAAUGGGUGCCCUGCUGCUCUGCCUGAUUGGAAUGUGUAACACGGCUUUCAGGUCCUCGGUGCCCAACAUCAAACUGGCCAAGUGUCUGGUCAAUAGUGCAGGCUGCCACCUGGUGGCGGGGCUGCUGUUCUUCCUGGCAGGUACUGUGAGCCUCUCCCCAUCCAUCUGGGUCUUCUUUUACAACACUCAUCUGAACAGGAAGUUCGAGCCGGUCUUUACAUUUGACUAUGCAGUGUAUGUCACAAUCGCUAGUGCUGGGGGCCUGUUUAUGACUUCCCUUCUACUGUUUAUUUGGUAUUGUGCAUGCAAAUCUUUGCCUUCUCCUUUCUGGCAACCACUGUACUCCCAUCCUCCCAGUAUGCAUACUUACUCACAGCCCUAUUCAGCACGCUCCCGCCUCUCUGCCAUUGAAAUCGACAUUCCAGUAGUUUCACACAACACCUAAUAGAGAAGUGGUUGUUAAAGAACACUUUUAGCCUCACAUUUCCCUUGUACAAGGAGCUGUUUUGGACCAAUAUAUAUUUUCCUUUGUUUCUGACCAGUCUAUGAAACCAAAUUUGUAUGUCCUAGUAGAAUGAAGUGCUGCUAGUUUUAUGAAAAGUACACUACUUUAAAUGUGAAUCGUUCUUUUAUCUUGCUCCUUAUGCUAGGAGGAUUUUUAACCUCUAUAUUGAUAUCUGAUCAGUAAUUCAAGUGGAAAGGACCCGUGUCUCAAUUGAGGUGAUUUAGAGCAACAUGGCAGUGUGAAAAAUGAUGGCUAAGAGAAGUUGUUGUAUGUGAUCUUUACGAAUAUUUCAGAAUGUGUCUUGUCCUGUUUCUGUACUACCUUAAGCCAGUAAAAAAAAAAAAAAAAAAAAAAAAAAA